AUGGCUAUCCUUAUCAUCAGUGCGCUGCUUGGUGCUGCUGCGGCUGCGAGCAACUGGCAGCCAGGCCAGUACUUCAACUGCCAAAAGAGCACGAGCCUCUCAGCAGACCGCCUCAGUGCAGCACAGGCAUCUGCCCACGAUUCUGAGAUCUUCAUUUGUACGACCGUCAACCCAAGCGAAAUUAUUCUCUCAGUGGCAGGUACCUCAACGGGCCAAUCGGCCGCCACUUCCGUUGGCGAGCCAAAAGCUGUAUACGUGAUGGUUCAUACCAUGUUGCCGACCUUGGCUUGGGACCACGAGCUUUUCUUGACGGAUGAUCCUACCGCUACUAUUAACGGGUCAAGGGUUGGGAAUGCCGUCAUGAUGAAUGAGUAG
Molecule: messenger RNA, 375 nt
Organism: Anthostomella pinea
Lineage: Eukaryota; Fungi; Ascomycota; Sordariomycetes; Xylariales; Xylariaceae
Source: the annotation of a GenBank genome assembly